CUGUGUUUAUAAGCUGGUCACUGACACAUUCUAAUUAUUUAUAGUUAUUUAUGUUCGACAAUAGGGAAAAAAAAUAUCGAGGAUAUCCGUUGCUUUUCGCGAGUCAUUGUCCUGUUAUUUCACGAAGUUGCAUCUGGCUUCACGCGCGUGUAGAUGUAAGUUAAACAUGGACAGGCCGGACGCCACAUUUACUCUUGCUUAUAUGGUAUUUGCUUUGUGUUUUGUUUUUACGCCGAAUGAGUUUCGCUCUGCUGGUUUGACGGUUCAGCACAUGUUCUCAGAGUGGCUGGGCAGUGAAGACAUCAGCUUCAUUCAGCACCACAUCAGGCGAACAACACUCACGGUGCUCUUCCACUGCUUCCUGCCGCUCGGAUACUUCAUAGGAAUGUGUUUUGCAGUUCAAGAACAGAAUCUCGUGUACAUCCAUCAUGCAAGUCAGGGAUGGCAAAUAUACUUUGGACUGUCGCUGGCCAUCCAGCUUUUGAGUUGUGCACUGGCCUUCUAUUGGUCCAGACGUGGAUGGGCGAAUCACCCGAUAUGUCGAGCGCUCAACACACACGCUUUGCCGCGCUCCAGCUGGAGGGCCGUCGCCUCGUCCAUCAACACAGAGUUUCGCCGCAUCGAUAAGUUUGCUUCCGGUUCCACGAGCGCGAGGGUGAUCGUCACGGACACCUGGGUGAUGAAGGUCACGACGUACUCCCUGCAUGUUGCCCUGCAUCAGGACUGUCACCUGACCGUCACAGACUCCAAACAUCACAGCCUGUCUCCAGAGUUAAACACGCCGGUGCAAAUCGUCACCAUCACUGUUGCCAGUAUCAAUCCCAGAGUCAAGCCUUUCGACAUAAGGCUGAAGUCCACAGAGUAUGUUGAGCUGCAGGAGAAACUGCACGCACCCAUCAGAAACGCCACCAAUGUUGUCAUCCAUCUGACCAUGAGUGAGCUGUUUUUGGAGACCUUUAAGUCAUAUGUGAGGCUGAAUGAAGUGCACAGGUGUCCGAGUGGCCAGGAACUUGAACCAUGUAUUGGAUGUAUGCAAGUCAAUGCCAACGUGAAGCUCGUGCGACUGUGCCAGGGAGACGGUGAGGCCGAGUGCCAGCAGUGCUACUGCCGCCCCAUGUGGUGCCUCACCUGUAUGGGCAAGUGGUUCGCCAGUCGACAGGACCAGCAGCAGCCCGAGACCUGGCUGAGCAGCAGAGUGCCCUGUCCCACCUGCAGGGCCAAGUUCUGCAUCCUCGACGUGUGUCCCAUUCACUGAGGAGAUUUCAUGAGGAUCAGUGCCUUUACUGAACCUGCUAUUUCUGAGCACUUCUAUGUGCUUUUUCCAAUCCUCUGUGCCUCCCAAGCUACAAACAUAUCUAAUGACAGUGAAUCACAUGUCCCGUAAAAGCCAGAAGAAGCAAUAUAUUUGAUUUUAC
Rhinichthys klamathensis goyatoka is the source of this 1415-nucleotide messenger RNA. RefSeq names its product transmembrane protein 129, E3 ubiquitin protein ligase (gene tmem129). The record is from RefSeq and is a predicted model, not a curated record. Gene Ontology annotation, biological process: protein ubiquitination. NCBI's taxonomy places the organism in Eukaryota, Metazoa, Chordata, Actinopteri, Cypriniformes, Leuciscidae. Gene Ontology annotation, molecular function: ubiquitin protein ligase activity. Gene Ontology annotation, cellular component: endoplasmic reticulum; membrane. Bases 167 to 1255 code for a protein of 362 amino acids. The transcript has 4 exons.